AUGCCUUGUUUUCGUUACCCGAUUUUAAUAUUCAUUUUCAUAUUUUCUUUAAACCAAGUUGACCUUUUAGAGAACGGUGUAGCUCGCACCCCUCCAAUGGGGUGGAUGUCGUGGGGAUAUUACAUGUGCAGCAUUAAGUGCGAACGAGAAUCAGAUAAAUGCCUCAAUGAGCAACUAAUUAUGUCUGUUGCUGACACCUUUUACAAUGAAGGGUACCAAGAAGCAGGGUAUGAAUACAUCAUUGUCGAUGACUGCUGGGCUGAAAAGCAUAGGGACGAACAUGGAAGACUUGUGCCAGAUAAAAAAAGAUUUCCUAGAGGAAUGAAGUUCCUUGCUGAUUAUAUACAUUCAAAAGGUCUGAAGUUUGGUAUGUACACAAAUUUGGGCCCAACAACUUGCAUGCAUUUCCCCGCAUCACAGGGCCACUUCUCGAUUGACGCAAAGACAUUUGCAGAGUGGGGUAUAGAUUAUCUCAAAGUUGAUGGCUGUUUUAUUCAAGAAAAUGUUCUCAAUGAAGGUUAUAUAGACUUGGGCGAAUUUUUAAGAAAAACUGGAAGAGACAUAGUGUAUUCGUGCAGCUGGCCUUAUUACAUACAAUUUAUUUACAACAAAGAGCCGGACCUUGAACGGGUUGGACGUUACUGCAAUCUGUGGCGAAAUUAUCACGACGUUAUGACGUCAUGGACUUCAAUUAUUAACGUAAUAGAUUUUUAUGAGAUGAACUACAAACAGCUGUCACCUUACCACGGCCCUGGACAUUGGAAUGAUCCGGACAUGUUGAUUUUAGGCACAGGCGCCCUCACAGACAGCCAGAGUCGCGUACACUUGGCCGUGUACGCCAUGAUGUCGGCGCCAUUAUUGCUCAGUUGUGACAUGGCUAAAUUAACUAAUUAUGAGAAAAAAAUACUGCAAAAUUUAGACUUGAUUGCCAUUGCCCAGGAUACCCUCGGUAUUAUGGCAGAGCCACAUACUUUAGGUAGCGGUGUUACAUUAUGGGUAAAACCUCACGAGCCGAGAAAAGGGAACAAGUACCCAAGCUUCUCGUUCGCCUACGUCAACAUGGCCAUAUUCGAGAAAGAAAUAUUAAGCACUCCGCUGAUAUAUGGCCUCAAUUCAUCAGACUCUUACACUAUUUAUGAUGUAUUUUCAGGCUCUUACAUCAAGAACAUCACCCGGGACGAGCGUAUCAAAGUUACGGUACCAGGACAUGAUGUGGUGUUGUACACAUUCUAUCCUCUAUAA
Arctia plantaginis is the source of this 1242-nucleotide messenger RNA. NCBI's taxonomy places the organism in Eukaryota, Metazoa, Arthropoda, Insecta, Lepidoptera, Erebidae. The record is from the annotation of a GenBank genome assembly.